This is a messenger RNA of Branchiostoma belcheri (Belcher's lancelet), 2588 nucleotides long. RefSeq names its product outer dense fiber protein 3-like. The record is from RefSeq and is a predicted model, not a curated record. The coding region runs from base 177 to 959 and encodes 260 amino acids. The transcript is spliced from 7 exons. NCBI's taxonomy places the organism in Eukaryota, Metazoa, Chordata, Leptocardii, Amphioxiformes, Branchiostomatidae. Gene Ontology annotation, cellular component: cytoskeleton.
CACGGUGGUCCUGGGUACGAGCAGAAAAGACCUUUGACCCAAAAAGCAGAGCACUCCAAAGAAACCGUGGGGAUCGAUUUGCAGCGGCGAAGGAGGCUGAAAAUCAGCGCAAACGUCUGAGAAAGUUCGUCUGAAGAAUUGCUCAGAUCUGAGCUAGCUGACAUCGCAGGAGAACCAUGGGAUCCAACUGGCAGCCCACGCGACCACGCGGCCCGAUCGCGGCCAUGUACCACAGCCCCGGGCCCAAGUACAUGGUGCCGGGCAGUACAGGACACACCCAGACUUUCGCUACAGGUGCGAAGAAACACGACCCGACCCGUAAGCUGGCUCCGGCCUACAGCUUCGGCAUCCGACACAACAAGUAUAGCAACGACUGUAGCCCGGGUCCAGGCUACCUGGUGCCGUCCAACAUCCUCCGUCAGGGGAAGGAUGGGACCCCACAUUACUCCCUGUACAGCCGGCCGAAGGACAUCACCAUGUUCAGCACACCUGGCCCAGGUGCGUACGCUCCCGAGAAAUCCGGCCGCUCCGCGUCUCGUACAGCCCCAGCGUACUCUCUCUCGUCCCGAACGCGAGGCUUCAAGUUCGACAACACGCCGGCGCCCAAUGCCUACUCCCUGCCGGCCGUGGUUGGACCGAAGGCUGUCGGGAAGACCUCGGCACCGAACUACUCGCUGACGAGCCGGCAGAAAAUUGGCAGUUUCCACGAGGACUUACAGAAGACCCCAGGACCAGGCACGUACAGAGUAACGGACCCCAACAUCAACCGUGGCCGAGCUCCGCUCUACUCGAUGACCGGAAGAAACCAGAUGCCGGGCGACACCACCAAGAAACCGGGCCCUGGCGCACACAGCCCAGAAAAGGUGUAUCAAAACGCCAAGAGAAAGCCGCCAGAAUUCUCAUUCGGAAUUCGGCACUCCGAAUACAUAGCACCCCUCAUCGUUGAUCCCUCCUACUAACACAUGGCGUUUGUGUAAGCACGGGUGACCAUGCACAAGUUGCAGUACCCACAACACUCUUUUGGAAUCCGUCACUCUGAGUACAUUGCACCACUCAUCAUUGACCCAGUGGAGUAGCCAAUCACAACGAGCCAGCAGUACAAACCAACCAAUGAGAUCUAUCCUUUCACAUCUAUCACCUGGGAGCCCAGCCAAUGGGAUCCAUUCAUACAUACUUACAAGCAGCCAAUCACUUUUUAGCUUAGUGACCAGCUUUGCUGGUGUGACCUUUCUUCAGUGUUAUAUUUUACCUCAGUUCAGUUGUUAAUACUGUCAACAGCAAAAAAAGAUUAUAUAUUCGUCAGGAUUCUUUUUUAGUAUGGGUGCAGCCAUGUUCCCAUUUUUUCUUUAUUUUGUCUUUGUCUAUUUCAUUUGUCUAGAGGAAUAUGAAAUUAUCAUGAUUUGACAAUGUGUGAAAAAGAUUAUUCACAGUUACAAUACGAUACUGCACAAUUAGCAACAUCAUACCUUAGGAUGACCUCAUGUAAUUUCUAUAUUUUUGCCAACGAGAUUCGGUUUUUCCUUAUUUGCUGCUUUUAAUUUUUCGUUAUUCAAGAAGAUUGGCUAUCUCAGAAUAUUUGUUUUAUUUUGUUGAUUGUAUUAAAAGAGAAAGCUUCAUACAGAUGUACAUAUUUUGUAAGGAAAGUUUUCCCAGUUGUUGAUUUGGUAAGCGUAAACAAUCUCAGUGAAGAUAACAGAAAUAAAUGUGAUAGAAAUGGCUUGUCCAGAUACCUGAGAAAUGGCUAUUAGUGACAAAUGUACUGUAGUUGUCAAUGGAGUUCAAUUUCUUGUCAUCAAACUUUUGGGACUUUGUAAAGGUGAAAAUAAGGGAUUCUAUAGUCACAGUGAAAUAUCAUCAUCCAAACUUCUUAUUCCUUGUUUAUUUUCAGCUUUUUGUUAUGAUAAACUGUGUGACAUUGCAGUAAGACGCAUUUCAGUUAAAAUUUCUCUGUAUGUAAUUACAGUAACAGAUAUGCAGCUAGUACAAUUCUGGUGUUAUAAAAAAUAGAGCUGUCAAAAAUGGUUUUAAAAAAAGAUUGUAUAUUUUUUACUAUCAAAGCGUAAGGGCUAAACAACAUAUCAAGGCAUCCAAGAAGUUCAGUGUGACAAAAAAAAUGUUAAUCUAUUCAAAACUAUUCAAAAAGAAUGUUUGUGUGUUUGUCACGUGUGUGAAAAAAUCAAACAUGGCCGCCAACAUCAGAUAGAAUACUAUGCAGUGUGCCGCCAUCUUUUAUUUUGCUUGUUAUGUCUUAUAACAAAGGGGUCAAAUUCUCAAGGGCAAAUGUGGUCUCAGAACAAAUAAAAAGGUCUACGAGAAAUUUCGAAGCCAAGGAAAAAUAUUUUCCACAACAGUCUAUGCAAAUAACAGGUAUUUACUACAUAAAGUGCGCUGCUGCUGUGCAAAUGUGCCAUUUUUGUUGACCCAAAAAAACUUUUUGGUGGAAAAGGGGUGAAAUUGUCCAGGAGAAUUUGGUUCCCGAUAUUAACGGUUUGUAUUUUCUCCACUCCUCUUGCCCUAAUAUGGUCUGGUGGUGAUUUAGUGUAUAUUUGAUAGGAAUACCAAUAAAACCUUCCUCAAUAUAAACCCUA